AUGAACCCACUUCAUUUAGCCCCCCCCCCCCCAACUCAAGAAAAUGUUGAAGAAAUUGGUGGUACAAGUACUAGUAAUUUACCACCGGAGGAGGAAGAAUUGAUAUAUGAUGUUGAACUUCUUCCUCAUGAUCCGGGAAAAAGAAUGAACAUAAUGGACUAUCUCCCAAAUCAAAGAAAUGCGGUGAGGAGAGCUUACAUUCUCAGAAAACCUUGCCAACCAAAAACUCACAACUUUCCUCAAAGACAAGCGGGAGGUUUGCGUCGUUUUAGUGUGAAUUGGUUCAAUAAAUGGGAUUGGCUUGAAUAUAGCAUUAAAAAGAUGCCGCAUUUUGUUUUGUAUGUUACUUGUUUAAAGGUGAAGUUGACAAUAAUAUGGGAGGUGAUGCAUUUGUUGAUGGAGGGUUUAGGAAAUGGAAUAAGCUGGGAAAGAUUUGAGAAGCAUGUUGGUGGAAUUAAGAGUGCUCAUAAUCUUGCUUAUGAGAAGUAUGUGAACUUGAAAGAUGGGAAAAAUAAAUCAAUUGUGGACAUAUUUGAAAAGGCAAGUGAGGUGAUUAAAAGUGAAUAUUAUAUUCGCCUAAAUGCAUCUUUAACUUGUUUAAGGUUUCUUUUGGGGCAAGGUUUGUCAUUUCGUGGGCAUGAUGAAAGUGAUGAGUCUUAUAAUAGGGGUAAUUUUAUUGAACUAUUGAAAUGGUUAGGAGAAAAGGUUAAGGAAGUAGGUGAUCAUGCUCUUGAAAAUGCACCCGGAAAUUGUCAAAUGACUUCUCCCCCGAUCCAAAAAGACAUUAGUAAUUGUUAUGCAAAAGAAACAACUAAGUGCAUAAUUGAAGAGCUUGGUGAUGAUUACUUUGUUAUAUUGGCCGAUGAGUCAAGUGACGUGUCUCAAAAAGAGCAACUAGCUCUUGUUUUGCACUUUGUUAAUAGAGAUAGUGGAAAGGUAAUGGAGAGAUUUGUAGGCAUUGUUCAUGUUGGUGAUACUACCGCUUUAUCUCUUAAAGAUGCAAUUUUGUCACUACUUGUGGAACAUUCAUUGAGUCCAUCUAUGAUAAGAGGGCAAGGUUAUGAUGGGGCUAGUAAUAUGAUGGGUGAAAUAAAUGGUCUUAAGACUUUGAUUAUGAAUGAUACUCCAAGAGACUACUACAUACAUUGUUUUGCUCAUCAACUUCAACUCACACUAGUUGCCAUUGCUAAAAGAAAUGAUAGUUGUGGUUGGCUUUUUGAAAUACUUGCAAACUUGCUGAAUGUUGUUGGAGUUUCUUGCAAGAGAAGAGAAAUGAUUCGUGAUAGUCAAGCUCAAGAACUUGCUCAAGCAUUAGAAGUGGGGGAAAUUUUGAGUGGAUCGAGUUUGAAUCAAGAGCUUGGUUUGAAGAGGCCCGGAGAUAUUCGUUGGGGAUCUCAUUACAAGUGUCUUGUAAAUAUCAUCCGCUUGUUUUCUACAAUUGUUAAGGUACCUGUUCACAUUGGAAAACAUGGUGCAUCGGAAGAUAAUUUCAAAGCUCAAAUUGUUUUAGGACAAUUAGAGUCAUUUGAUUUUAUUUUUGUGGCUUACUUAAUUUUGACUAUGUUUAGCUACACUAAUGGUUUGUGUCUUGCUUUGCAAAGAAAGGAGCAAGAUAUUGUAAAUGCCAUGGAACUAGUUACUUUCACAAAAAGUGUGUUGCAAAAAAUGAGGGAACAAGGGUGGGAGACUCUCUUAAAGAAGGUUACUUCAUUUUGCACUAAACAAGACAUUGAUGUUCCCACCAUGGAUGCUCUUUAUGUUCCUCAAGGAAGAACACGACGGUUUGUCGAAAAAGCAACAAAUCUACAUCAUUUUCGUGUUGAAAUGUUUUUGGGGUAA
Molecule: messenger RNA, 1839 nt
Organism: Chenopodium quinoa (quinoa)
Lineage: Eukaryota; Viridiplantae; Streptophyta; Magnoliopsida; Caryophyllales; Amaranthaceae
Product: zinc finger MYM-type protein 1-like
Exons: 1
Coding region: 1-1839 (612 amino acids)
Source: RefSeq, a predicted model, not a curated record